Messenger RNA from Struthio camelus australis, 4195 nucleotides. Lineage: Eukaryota; Metazoa; Chordata; Aves; Struthioniformes; Struthionidae. The record is from RefSeq and is a predicted model, not a curated record.
AAGGCCACCAAUGAAGUCCUAGCAAGGAAUCGUAUGUAAGAGCGUCUGGAUUUUAGGUAGGACAUCAGCUGGUCCCUCUGAAGGUAGAAGAUUCCAUCUGUGUAACUAUAACAUCAAACUGCUAAAAUUCACUGCUUCAGUGUGGGGUUUACCUAAAAGUUAUAUAGAAAAAAAAGUCUGGCUCUGCAAAAAUGCUUCAUAUUUCCCCAAGUCUGAGGGCAAUACAUUUUUAAAAGAAACAGUAUUCUCUUCUAGCCCUCUGACCUUCACAAGGUUUGAAUAAGUGCUGGCCUACCAUUUGUUCCGGAGAAAGUUUAAUAGUCCACCCUGCAUGCUGCUAUUACAGAUUGUCUUCCCUCUUCCUGUGAAGAUGAUUUGGAGCUGCUACCACUACAGAGUGGCUACAGAUCAACAUUGUACUUAAGCUACAGGUAAAUGCAGCCUGGAUUCCCUCAUGGACCACCAAGGAGGAGUUCCAUGUUGUGACGUUGAUAGAAAGUGCUAAUAUGAGUAUGGUCGUCUCUGCAGAAGACGAGGGCUCUCACCCAUGGAUAUAAACAAUUUGGGGUCUUCAGGAAAUGUUUCCUUGCUUAUUAACACUUGAUGGUAUUUGACUUGGUUUCUACUGAGAGAUUAUUUAGCCUCUGGAGGAUCAGUUGGGACUCCCUGUCAGAUCAAUUCUUGGGUGGAGCUUGCAGCAACUCAGGCCUGUCCGUACUAGACUGACAAUAAAUAACUCUUUUGAGUGCUGAGAAGAGAUGGAAACUGCAGCUGAGAAAUGAUUUUGUGGAAAGGAAGCCAGAAAAGCACAAGCAAGCUAUUACGGAAAUACAAAUAGCUCUCUAUUUGUAGAGGAUCAGCAAAUGUACCAGAGUAGUAUCCUGGUACAUCCUUUGUGAUCUGCAAGACCGUCUGUGCUAGAAAUGGAUAACUUCACAAAUGGGCAGCCGGGCCCAGGACAGAGGAAUAGGUUGAUGGGACUGCUAGAAACAGAUGAUAGUAUCCAGGAAGAUAAACCUGCAUCUAGUAAAAAGGAAGAAAGAACAGGGCUACAUGGAAAGAAAGGAGAGCCACGGCCCUUGGAAACACCUUAUCAGAAGGAGAGCAGUGACUAUGCUCCUAAAAUCAAAAUUAAUUUGAACUUUCGUCCAGGACUAGUAAGCAACCAAAAGGACCCUAAUCGCUUUGACAGAGACAGGCUCUUCAGCGCAGUCUCAAGGGGCAGCCCCGAGGCACUGGAUGGCUUACUUGAGUACCUAAGGAGGACUUCUAAAUUUCUCACCAAUUCUGAAUACACAGAUGCAAAGACUGGGAAGACCUGCUUAAUGAAAGCCCUGCUGAAUUUAAAGAAUGGGAGAAAUGACACAAUCCCAGUUUUGCUGGAAAUAGACCAAAAGACAGAGAAUCCCAGGCCACUUGUCAACGUUGCGUGCUCUGAUUGUUACUACAGAGGCCAUACAGCACUCCAUAUUGCCAUAGAGAAGAGGAGCCUGGAUGUAGUGAAACUUCUAGUAGAGAAUGGAGCUGAUGUCCAUGCCAGAGCCCAUGGCGAAUUCUUCAAGAAGAAGAAAGAGGGAGUUUGCUUUUAUUUUGGUGAACUUCCUCUCUCCUUGGCUGCUUGUACCAACCAACCUGAGGUGGUGGAAUAUCUUCUAAACAAUCCCCACCAGAAAGCCAGGAUCCAGGAGCAGGAUACACAGGGCAACACAGUGCUCCAUGCACUGGUGAUGAUUGCAGAUGAUACCGAGGAGAACACCAAGUUUGUGAGCACAACCUAUGUUGAGAUCUUGAAGGCAGGUGUGAAAGUUGACCCAUCGUGCAAACUGGAGGAGAUAGUGAAUUAUGAUGGAUUAAAUCCUCUGCAGCUUGCUGCCAAGACGGGCAAAGUGGAGAUCUUUAAACACAUCAUCCAAAGAGAGAUCAAAGAUCCAGAGUACAGGCACCUGUCACGCAAGUUCACUGAAUGGACCUAUGGACCUAUCCAUGUGUCUCUCUAUGACUUGUCCUCUAUUGACAGCUUUGAGGAAAACUCUGUGCUGGAGAUUCUGGCCUACAGCAGUGACACACCAAAUCGGUACAAGAUGGUGGUUUUGGAGCCACUGAACAAACUACUUCAGCAAAAAUGGGAAACGUUUGCUUCCAAGAGAUUCUACUUCAGUUUUAUUUCAUACUUGUCAUUCAUGAUCAUCUUUACAGCCAUUGCCUACUAUCAGCCUUUAAGGGUAAAGCCUUCAUUUCCAGUGGAGUUCACAGCUGGAGGCUUCCUGUGGGUCUCUGGACUGAUCAUUAUCUUGCUAGGAGGCAUUUAUCUAAUUUUUGCUCAGAGUCUGUAUCUGCGGAGGAGACGCCAAUCUCUGAAGACUAUGUGCUCUGACAGCUGCAUUGAAAUUUUGAUCUUCAUCCAGGCAUUCUCAUUGCUGUUGUCAGCAGUGCUGUAUGGUGCAAGUUCAGAAAACUAUGUGGCAGUGAUGGUUUUCUCCCUGCUUUUGGGAUGGGUGAACAUGCUGUAUUACACACGUGGCUUCCAGCGCACUGGGAUUUACAGUGUCAUGAUACAGAAGACUAUCCUGAGAGAUCUGCUGCGUUUCCUCUUGGUUUAUAUGAUCUUCCUCCUUGGCUUUGCUGCUGCUCUGGUUACCCUGAUGGGGGAGGCUCCUGCAGUCUCUCAGAACAAGUCUGUUGCUCAGAUGGAGGAUGCUGGGAGCCAUGCCAUGUACGGCGGGCUAUUUAGUGUCUCUCUGGAGCUCUUCAAGAUCACCAUUGGGAUGGGCGACCUGGAGUUCCAGGAACAUGCCAGAUUCAAAUACUUCGUGAUGCUUCUGCUGCUUCUCUUUGUGAUCCUCACUUACAUUCUUUUGCUCAACAUGCUGAUCGCACUCAUGAGUGAGACUGUCACUGAUAUUUCUGGCUAUAGCAAGAGUGUCUGGAAGCUGCAGAGAGCUAUUGCUAUUCUAGAAAUAGAAAAGGCUUGGCUGUGGCGCCAAGGUGGAAAGAGGAGAUCUGGCUGCUUCCUUUCAGUGGGCCUCAAUAAGAAAGAUGAGAGAUGGUGUUUCAGAGUAGAGGAAAUUAAAUGGACAAAUUGGGCAAAGGAGGUGGGAGCUCUGAAGGAAGACCCUGGUAACUCCAAUGAUUCAGAAAUAAACCCAGAAGAGACAAGAUCAUGGAAACGGAUGCCACAGAAACAACUGAGAUCAGCUGUUCCAGAGGAGCAGUCACCAUUGCAGCCCCAGCUAUCGGCAACUGAGAUGAUGCCUCUAGAGGGACAAACUAGAAAUCUUUAGUGGGAUUUCUGGAUUGCAGCCUUACUCCCAUCUGUAAAGGAGUUCUUCCUGUAAUGGCUGGAAGAAUUGAAGGCAUUAUCAGUAUUAACAUGCAUUUCAUCAAAGACUGGUUCAGCCUGUGGCUUUAAAUAUUUUCAUGCACUUUAUUUCCUCUGAAGAAAUUAUUUUUACUCAACUUUCUUUACCUGACACUUAUUACAAUGUCUAAAUGUGCAAGAAUGAGAACAAAAUCACAGGGGCAGUGGGGAGUGGUCUGUGUCAGGGAAGGCAGUGCUUUGUGAGCUAUAUAGAAAUAAUGCUGUUUGCCAUACAGAAGUAAAGGAUUGCGUGACCCAUCUGAGAACAGGCUGACUGUUAUCCUCAUGUCACAAGAGGUUGCACUGAAGUGCUUUGGAAUAGAGAGCGUUGCAGAAGCAUAAAAUAUUGCAGUAUGGAGAUGGCUUCAGCGCAGAACGCUGAUGUGAGAUGUGUGGACAAACGUUCAGGCUUCGGUCAUCAAGAGCCACAUAACGGUCUUUGUCUCAGUACCUGCAGUGCUGGGUGUUUAGAACGUAUCAGAAUUCCCAUUUUACAGGAAGGUAAUUAAAUCAUUUACACAACGUGCUCAUUUUCUUAACAGCACAAAAGUGGUAUGAAUUUCUUGAAAUUGUAACUUAGCAAGCCAAAUUUCUGAAACAUCUGUCUUCCACUGAUUGUGUCUGUAGAAGACAGCAGUGGAAUCCUACAUGUAUGGCUUCUGAAAGAUAGAUGGGCCAAAAUGUGUAAUGUGGUUAACAUUUCCUGUCAGUCUUACCGGGCUUAUCUUGGCCUAAAUGACUAGAAGGACUUUGUUGUUCUUUGUAAUAUGCACACUGCUCCAGACAGGAUGGGAAACAUGCUUUAAAUUCUGUGGAAAAAGGAAAAAAAAAAAAAAA